This is a messenger RNA of Amaranthus tricolor (Joseph's coat), 2775 nucleotides long. Its product is annotated as probable protein phosphatase 2C 12. The record is from RefSeq and is a predicted model, not a curated record. Lineage: Eukaryota; Viridiplantae; Streptophyta; Magnoliopsida; Caryophyllales; Amaranthaceae. Bases 720 to 2003 code for a protein of 427 amino acids. Gene Ontology annotation, molecular function: protein serine/threonine phosphatase activity. The transcript has 10 exons. Gene Ontology annotation, biological process: protein dephosphorylation.
AUAUAGAUUUAGCUCCCACUAAUUCAAUCCACUAACUUAUAAGAGUACUUUUUACUCUUCACUCCACUAACUUACACUUCUUAUAUUUCACUCCAUAAAUUUACGGUUAUUACUCUGUACUCCAAUAACCCAUUAUCAUAAUAUACAUAAUCACAAUUUUUAGGCUUCAACAUUUUCUUCUCUUAGAGGGAAGUUAAGAAUCACAAAGACAAAAAAGGACCCAAUAGCAAUAGAACAUGAAAAUGAAAAUGAAAAAAGUCAAGGGAAGGUAGAGAUGUAGAAAAAUAAGGUAGCGUAUUAUAAUUAAUAGGAAUAUGACCAACAAGUGUUGAACUAGAAAAAGCGUCAAUUGAUAAGCGCCGAAUAAUCACAACACAUUUUCUAUUAAAAAAAAAACAAUAAAAGAAACGAAACACCACAAUCUCCCAUUUCCGCAUUUUCUCUCUCUCUCUCUCUCUCCUCCAUUCUCUCUCUCUUCAAGUUUCAACAAUGGAAUUUUUGCCCUUCGCCGGGAUCCACGUUUCUCGAUCACUUCAAUCCACCAUUUUUACAGCCGUAUCCCCUCCUCCCUCUCUUUAGCCGCUAUUUUCGAUCUUCCUUUUUCUUUUGCCUGAGAAUUUUUGUAUGCAUUCAGAAAGGAUAUUGUGAAUUUGGGUUGUUGAUUUGAGUUGAUUUAUUCGUUUUGGUAAGGGUGGAAAAGGGGAGUAAAACCCUAAAAGAUGUCGUCGAGAGGCGAUCAUCAAACUGUUCCUUUAUCAGUGUUGUUGAGAAGGGAGCAAAAUAGUGAGAGAAUCGAGAAUCCAGAACUUUCUUAUGGUCAAGCUAAUCAAAGCAAAAAAGGCGAGGAUUUCACGCUUCUUAAGACUGAAUGCCAACGUAUUGUUGGCGAUGGUAUUACCACUUUUUCGGUUUUCGGGCUGUUUGAUGGACAUAAUGGAACUGCAGCUGCUAUAUAUGCCAAAGAGCAUCUUUUAAGUAAUGUUUUAGGUGCAAUACCCACGGAUCUUAAUCGAGAUGAUUGGGUAGCGGCUCUUCCCAGGGCUUUGGUGGCUGGAUUCGUCAAAACUGAUAAAGAUUUUUUGGAGAAAGGACAAGCAUCGGGAACUACUGUUACCUUUGCGAUUAUUGAAGGAUGGUCUAUAACUGUAGCAUCAGUUGGGGACUCGCGUUGUAUACUUGAAUCUGCUGAGGGUGAUAUAUUUUGUUUAUCAGCUGAUCACAGGCUUGAGAGCAAUGAGUCGGAGAGGGAACGUGUUACCGCUUGUGGGGGUGAGGUUGGUCGGCUUAACACUGGUGGUGGAACGGAGAUUGGUCCAUUGAGAUGCUGGCCUGGUGGCUUGUGUCUAUCUCGAUCCAUUGGAGACAAGGAUGUUGGCGAGUUUAUUGUUCCAGUUCCUUAUGUGAAACAAGUGAGGCUGUCAACUGCCGGUGGUAGGCUUAUUAUUGCCAGUGAUGGUGUGUGGGAUAUUUUAAGUUUUGAAUCAGCGCUUGAUUGUUCCCGCACAAUGUCAGCAGAGGCAGCAGCUGCUCAAAUAGUGAAGGAAGCGGUACAGUUGAAGGGUCUCAGGGAUGAUACAACCUGCAUUGUUGUUGAUAUUUAUCAAGCUGAGAAGAAUCUUCCUCCUAUACCUCCCCCGAAAAAAGCAGGAAAAGGGGUAUUCAAAGCCAUGUUCCGGAAAAAGUCAACUGAGUCAACUUCUCAUGCUGAAAAAGAGUAUAUAGAACCAGAUGUGGUUGAGGAAAUGUUUGAAGAUGGAUCUGCGUGUCUUAUGAGAAGGCUUGACACCAAGUAUCCACUUUGCAAUAUGUUCAAGUUGUUCAUGUGUGCAAUAUGUCAAGUUGAGAUAAAACCGGGAGAUGGUAUUUCAAUACAUUCUGGUUCAUCCAAUCGGAAAGCUCGGCCUUGGGAUGGCCCUUUCUUGUGCCAAAGUUGCCAGGAAAAGAGAGAAGCAAUGGAAGGGAGAAGACCGUCUGGAAAUAGAUAUCACAGCGACAGCGACUAGCUGACAAUAAUAUCGGAAACCACUCAGCAUCUUUCAGUUAUUCCAAUCUGAUGCCAGUAAUGAAAAAAAGUAAAACGGAGGUUUAUCUGUUGGUCGAAUAUAUCUCCUUCGAAUCACAAUCGAGUUGAAGCAUUACUGUCUGCUUGGAUACGUUCGUUCCCCGUUUGUUGUUUCAUGUCACAGUAUAUCAUAUUAGAAGUGGCUAACCUAAUUUAGCAUCGACUUCUGAUCGGUGAGUAUUUAAAGUAUCUGUCGAUUACGUGAGCCUCCCCUCCCUUCCCUCAGAAGUUAAGUGCAAAUCUCUUCGUGCUUCGAUUGCUGCUAGGCCGAAGGAAGGGAGUCGGUAUGUUUCUGCUUCCAUGGACAAAUGCAGCUGUAUACAUUCAUACAAAGGAUUCCCAGUGUAUUAUUGUGAAAAGGGCAUUCUGUUGUAAUAUCUAAUACAGAUUUAAGGACAUACACAUAAUUCUUUAUAGAUCAGAAUUGUUGGGAGAUUUCCUCUACCCAUUUAUUAAAAUAUAGCAUUUUCUAAUGCAAAUUAAUUUAAUAUUUUUUUAUAUUAAAAUUUAGAUCUCUUUAGUCCUAGUGCAUGUUUGCUCAUCUGCAGCUGUCAACCAUAUUAAUGGUGAAUGUAAUCUACUAUUGUAUUGUGUUAUGUGAGGUGGCUGUCGGCUUGUACAUGUGCAAUCAUUGUUUUUCCUUUUUAAACUUCCUAUGUUUUUUAUUUUUAAUAGUUGGUACAUUUUUGUUUUUCACGUUAUUUAAUGCUUAA